Molecule: messenger RNA, 2665 nt
Organism: Xiphias gladius (swordfish)
Lineage: Eukaryota; Metazoa; Chordata; Actinopteri; Istiophoriformes; Xiphiidae
Product: receptor activity-modifying protein 1-like
Exons: 5
Coding region: 8-712 (234 amino acids)
Biological process (GO): calcium ion transport; G protein-coupled receptor signaling pathway; protein localization to plasma membrane
Cellular component (GO): signaling receptor complex; cell surface; membrane
Molecular function (GO): coreceptor activity
Source: RefSeq, a predicted model, not a curated record
CUUCAUAAUGACAUCUCAGGUCACAGACCGGCCUCGAAGGUUACUGCUGCUCCCCACGUCGCUGUCCACCAUGAUCCUGUACCUGCUCUUCCCUCUUUUAAUCACAGGUAUUUUGGAAUCCCAAGCAGCCAACAUGACAGUGGAAGAGUGGAGCAAAGUUGAGGGGAACCAAACUUACAGUGUGUCCACCAAGUAUAACAGUACAAUUAUACCAGGCAAUGCGACAUCCAGUUUUUACAACGACGAGAAGAGUCAAAUAGAGGAGGAACUACAAAACAACCAAACAUCCACAGUUAUCACAGAGGAUGAUGAGAAUUUUCAGGACCAGGAAAGGGAGUUCCCACACAGACACUGCCGACAGGACAUUCUGGUAAACAUCAGUCACGGCAUUUGUGGAGCAAAUUUUCACAGCGAAAUGCUGACAAUCAGCAGAGAAAACUGGUGUCUCCUGGAAAGUAUCACCAGACCAUACAGUAGCAUGACAUCUUGCUUGGAGAAUCUGUGUCAAAUGGUUGACUGCUACUAUCCAAACCCCGACAUUCAAGACUUCUUCCUCUACAUCCACUCCUACUACUUCCACAACUGCACUAAGGAGGAUCUGCCCUUUGAGGAUGCACCUCACGAGCUGGUGAUGGCCCUCACGCUCAUCCCCGUGAGCCUGAUCCCCAUCCUGGUUUAUCUGGUGGUUUGGAAAAGUAAGGUCCAAGAGUGAGUCAUGUGAGACUUGCACCUACAAUGAACCUCAACUCUCUGUACAGGUUAUAUAUGAGAAUAUGCUCCAGAAACUGCCGUAUAUUUUUACAGGACAUAAACCAUAAAUCGAAAUGUUUUAAAAUAAAUCUAAGUUAAAAAAUAUGUAAUGUAGUAUAAACAGUUAUUUUUAUAGGGCUUUCAAAGAGUAUGUAUGGUGUUUUGGGAAAUAUGCUUAUUUGCUUUCUGGCACAGAGUUAGAUGAGAAUAUUUGUACCACUCGCAUGCCUGUAUGCUAAAUAUGAAGCUAUAGCCACCAGCUGGUUAGCUUAGCUUAGCAUAAGGACCGGAAUCAGGGGGGAAACAGCCAGCACGGCUCUUUCCGAAUGUGAGAAAAUUCCGUGAAUCGUUGUUUUUACAUGUCCGUCUUUUUGUUGAGAUUAAACAAGCGGGGGCAUAGCGUGUUAAUUAUUGAGUUUAAAACUGGGUGGAUUUUCUUACCUUUGGACAGAGCCGUGCUAGCUAGCUAGUUUCCAGUCUUUAUGCUAAGCUAAGAUUACCGUGUGCUGGCUGUAGCUUCAUAAUUAAUCCCACAGACACGAGCUUGGUAGCAGUCUUCCUAUCUAACUCUCCGUCAGAAAGUGAAUGAGCAUAUUUCCCACAAUGUCAAGCUAUCCCUUUAAGCGACACAGUGCAUGAACGCAUCCAGAGCAGUCAGAGAGGCUCUGCACUGCAGCACGUUGGCUCUGAAAUUCACGGUUGCUGCUUCUCACAUCAGAUGAGCCGCGCAGCCACUUUAAUGAAUAGCAAGAAGGCAACUAGACAAGUUGACAUAAACCUUAAAAUGUCACAAAGUUUAGUCACAUCUUUGGCAAAUCGCCUCGGAGAAAUAUCUGAUACGGUGAAUGAUGGUGAAGAAAACAAAGUGUGGAAUAUGUCAUGUAAAGUGUAUACUAACACAGAAACACAGUUUCUAUGAGGAGAAGUCACAUUAAUGGGGAGUAUGAGUUCUCCGUCUGUGAGUGGGCUCUCUUAUUGUUGUGCAUACAGUAAUCUAAUUUCCUUAUCAUUUUCUAAUAUGCGGCUUUAUGAAGUCUGUAUUAUUUGUUGAAAGAAAGUUCUUGCAAUGACCCCUUGUUGCACUGCAUUAAGUCUCAUUGCCAGGAGGUUUUAUUAUUUUUGACCCGGCAUCCAACGUCACAUUUUUUUCAGGCAUCACAAUCACACGUGCAAAGCUGCACGCGGGGGAGAGCAAGUGUACGCAGCAAACAAACAAACAAACAAACAAACAAACAGAAAUGGAUGAUGGAAUCUCACCUGAGACGAAACAGCGUCAACUUUCUAAGCGAGCACAUCGACUUAAAUCACUGAUGUUGCUGGCAGUACUGUGUAUUUGUAUGUGUGUGUGAUAUCUUUGUGAGGACCAAUUUGAGUUUCAAAACUUGAGGGAGGGGAUUUAUUAUUAUAAUUUUUAUUUUUAUAUAUUUUUUAUUUUUUGUGAAAUCUGAACAUUUUUCCCAACCUGUUUGGGGGGUCAAAGCUUGGUUUCAAGUUUCAAGGUUAGAAUAUGCUUAAGGUGAGAGGUUAUAGAGGUCAGAGUCCUCACAGGUGUAGAAAUACACGCUAAUCUACUCUUAUAGAAGCACUGUGAUGUUGCUGGUUCCUGCUGGGACGUAGAGGACGCUGAAGAUAAGAGGAGGAGGAACCAUUAGCACAGAGUCUCAUUAACGCCAUCGCUGCUUGUCCUCUGUAUGCACUGGAAUGAAACACACAUGCAAACACAGACACACACACACACAGACACACACACACACACACACAUAAUUUGCUUCAGCCAGGUCAACUAAAAGUAAAACCAAAUUUCCCUCUUCACACUGACACCACCCUGUACACCAUACACUCGAUCACACUUCCAGUUUCUGGUCACCCAAAUGUGACUCCUGUCUUGGUUUUUUUUGGGUUUUUUUUUUUUUUG